Messenger RNA from Punctularia strigosozonata HHB-11173 SS5, 634 nucleotides. RefSeq lists its product as uncharacterized. Gene Ontology annotation, molecular function: small ribosomal subunit rRNA binding; structural constituent of ribosome. Gene Ontology annotation, cellular component: nucleolus; ribosome; cytosolic small ribosomal subunit. NCBI's taxonomy places the organism in Eukaryota, Fungi, Basidiomycota, Agaricomycetes, Corticiales, Punctulariaceae. Bases 64 to 519 code for a protein of 151 amino acids. The record is from RefSeq and is a predicted model, not a curated record. The transcript has 4 exons. Gene Ontology annotation, biological process: translation.
CUCCUGCCUCCGCGCAUCCUCAAGACUUUUCUUAGUUUUCUCUAUUCAAGAAACUUAGUAGCCAUGGGUCGCAUGCACGCUCCCGGCAAGGGCAUUUCGUCCUCCGCCCUUCCGUACCGCCGCGCGCCCCCGACCUGGCUCAAGACCUCGCCGGAGGACAUUGUCGAGCACAUCAUCAAGCUUGCCCGCAAGGGUCUUACCCCGUCGCAGAUCGGUGUCACUCUCCGUGACUCGCAUGGUGUCCCCCAGGUCCGCUUCCUGACUGGUCAGAAGAUCCUGCGUAUCCUCAAGUCGCACGGCCUCGCCCCCGGUAUUCCCGAGGACCUGUGGCACCUCGUAAAAAAGGCGGUCGCCGUCCGUAAGCACCUUGAGACCAACCGCAAGGACAAGGACUCGAAGUUCCGCCUCAUUCUCAUCGAGUCGCGUAUCCACCGCCUCGCUCGCUACUACAAGUCGAAGCAGCAGAUCCCGCCGACCUUCAAGUACGAUUCAGCCACCGCCUCCACCCUCAUCGCAUGAGGGUUUAUAGGUAACUCUGGCUUAUCGGCUCUGUGUAUGGCGUAUGUGUUUCUGUAUGCGCAUCAUAUGAUAUUGUCAUGCACCGCUGCGUCCGGCUUGCUCAGGUCAGCCGACA